AUGUCCUUCAUGCUCAUGCAGACCCCAGAUCCUCGGACGAUCAAGGACGCUCUCCCCGACUUCACCAACGUCUCACAUAUCUUCCUCCCCAUCAACGACAACCACUCAGCCUCCAUUGCUGAAGGCGGCACUCAUUGGUCACUGCUGUUGGUCUCCAUUGUCGAUGGCGUCGCCUUCCAUUAUGACAGCAUGCCCCCUGGCAACCAGCAUGAAGCGCACUACGUUACCCAAAAGCUCUCUCGAUUGAUCAACAAACCUCUUCGAUUCAUCCAAUUGACCGACUCGCCCUUGCAGGAUAACUCGAGCGAUUGUGGGGUGUUUGUCUGUCUUAACAUGAGGCAUCUACUUCUCAAGAGACUCCUGAUGGUCAGAACAGAUGCGAAGGUCAGCAUGAGUCUGGGUGACAGAAGGGUUGAUGCUUCGGCCGGCAGGAAGGAGAUGCUAUGCAUCAUCGAGGAGUUCCGCAGAGAGGGCGAGAGAAGAAGAUCUGUGAUUUCAGCUUUCACCAUUACACCUGGGGCAAAUAUGGGGAAGCUGAUGGCUAACAACUCGUUGCAGCAUCAGCAACUCCCCUCACCCAGGCCGAAAGUCCAAGUCACCACCCCGCAUAGAUUCACCGCGCGUGAGAUCAAAGAGCAACGAACCCACGAAUUGGUCCUGAUACGGUUUCACACGGCACGAAGAGACGACUACGAAGUGAUGUAA
Molecule: messenger RNA, 705 nt
Organism: Fonsecaea nubica
Lineage: Eukaryota; Fungi; Ascomycota; Eurotiomycetes; Chaetothyriales; Herpotrichiellaceae
Exons: 3
Coding region: 1-705 (234 amino acids)
Biological process (GO): proteolysis
Molecular function (GO): cysteine-type peptidase activity; deNEDDylase activity
Source: RefSeq, a predicted model, not a curated record